AUGUUCAUCAUGAAGGCCCUCGUGCUCCUCUUGGUUUUGCUCAGCGUUGCUCUGGAUGUCACAGCUCAAGCAGGUGGAGUUGUUGAAGCCGCACCACAGGAGGUGAAGGGUGACAACCAGGGGGAUGGGUCUGAGGUAUUUUCUGCUGGAGAGAUGGCUUCAUCAGCUGAAGGUCGUUUCUUCGCUUGUCCCACUGGUUGGACCAGAUACAGGAAUGGCUGCUAUCUGUAUGUGCACUCUGGCAGAACCUGGAGCAGUGCUGCGGCCAACUGCAGGAGUCUGGGAGCCUCCUUGGCUUCUGUCAGUGACGUGUUUGAUUACAGUUUCCUGCAGGACCUGACCAUGAGGUCAGGAAACUCCGUCGCCUGGAUGGGAGGAUUCUACUUCCAGGGCUGGAGGUGGGUGGACCAGACCCCCUUCACAUACAACUACUGGAACUCACAGAAUACUGUCAGCCGCUACCAGUGCGUCUACCUUAAUGCCAGGGCGGGCUGGUCCAAUCAUGACUGCAAUAAUGGAUGGACAUCCAUCUGCAUGAAGAGAAUUGAUACCUGCUAA
Seriola aureovittata is the source of this 558-nucleotide messenger RNA. Its product is annotated as ladderlectin-like. The coding region runs from base 1 to 558 and encodes 185 amino acids. The record is from RefSeq and is a predicted model, not a curated record. NCBI's taxonomy places the organism in Eukaryota, Metazoa, Chordata, Actinopteri, Carangiformes, Carangidae. The transcript has 7 exons.